AUGGAUGCUAAUUUUGCUAUUAAAAUUCCUGAAGGUAUGAAUCCAUCCACAUCAACACCACUCUAUUGUGCCAGUAUUACUGUUUACAAAGCUCUGAAAGUUUCUCAAGCACGAGCUGUUUAUGAUGAUCCUGGUGAUAAACAUAGUGAAUGGGUCCAAACAACAAGAAUGGAUGGUGUUCAAGUAGCAAUUGUCACUGUUCCUUUAAUUGAAGACUAUGAUCAAGCAUUUAAAUUAGUUAAACGUGGUGGUCGUGUCGUUCCUAUAGCUUUACCUAGUGAUAAAAUGUCCAUACCAAUUGUUGGUUAUAUUUUGAAUGGAAUUGCAUUAGUUAAAAGUCUUGUUGGUACACGACAAGAUUUACAAUUAGCGAAACUUCAUCAGAUCGCAUGUAAAGUUCAAAAACAGAAGUUAAAAGAUAUCAAUUAUAAAAUUAGUGGUAGAGUUGUUUUGAACUUUUCAGCUAAAUAA
Messenger RNA from Rotaria sp. Silwood2, 471 nucleotides. The record is from the annotation of a GenBank genome assembly. Lineage: Eukaryota; Metazoa; Rotifera; Eurotatoria; Philodinida; Philodinidae.